Messenger RNA from Hippopotamus amphibius kiboko, 833 nucleotides. RefSeq names its product lymphocyte antigen 6G6e-like. Gene Ontology annotation, biological process: acetylcholine receptor signaling pathway; desensitization of G protein-coupled receptor signaling pathway. Gene Ontology annotation, molecular function: acetylcholine receptor binding; acetylcholine receptor activator activity; transmembrane receptor protein serine/threonine kinase activity. Gene Ontology annotation, cellular component: plasma membrane. The record is from RefSeq and is a predicted model, not a curated record. Lineage: Eukaryota; Metazoa; Chordata; Mammalia; Artiodactyla; Hippopotamidae.
GGGGAGGGAGGGAGAGGAGUAGGAGGGAAAGCGACAGACGCUGACAGACACCACUCGGGAGUGACAGACGCAGCUAAGAGUAACACACAAAGGCUGUGAGAAGGGAGAAGACCCUCAAGGCAAGAGCAGGCUCUAAUGAUGCUGCAUCUCGAGGAUCUCAGGGAGCAGAUCACAUUUUCCCAGACUCCUGAGCCCGGCGUCCAGCCAUGGGCACCUCCAGCAUCUUCCUCGGCUUUCUGUUCCUCUGUGGGGCACUGGGUCUCACCACUUCCCCUGCCCAGAGACGGCUCCACUGCUACACCUGCAACUUCGCCAAACCCUGCUACCCUAUUCCCACCGAGUGUCAGGAUGAUGAAAUUUGUGGCAUCAGUAUUGGUACCUCAGAACAGAGUGAGGUCAUCGAGCGGAAAGGCUGCCUCCCAAGGACCCAGUGCUCUCUGCAGGGCCAUGCCACCUAUUGGUCACGCUCCUACACUCUUCGGCACCACUGCUGCGAGCAGGACCUGUGCAACGCGGCCACCACACUGCGUCGGCUCCCCAGCCUCCUCCUCAUCACCCUGCUCAUCCUCGUGGCCAGCUUCACCUGGGGAGACCACCUCCUCCACCAGCCUUCAACCGAAGACUCCUCCACUAUCCCUGCGGCCCUGGAAACACCUGCACACACUUUUGAGAUCUGCCCAAGCACCUGAUUUUGCACAGAGACCUCCGAUCCCUUGGCCCAACACCUUCACAGACCCCCCCCAAAAGCUGAUUCCUACAGGCAUUGCUCCAGUCCCUACCUGCCCAGAGGUACCUGCCCAGAGCCAAGCCUCAUAAAGAACACUUGUUCUAAA